AUGUCUAGGUGUCUACCCUUUCCUCCACCAAAUUAUGUGAAGAACGGCCUAGGAGGUGACAAACUCCUACAACAAUUGGAGCUCCGAAGAAAGAAGGCAGAGUAUGGGAAGAAGAAGAAGGAGGAAGAGAAAAGGAAGGAAGAAAAAGAGAAGAAAAGGUCCCAUGAUGACGACGGCAAUGAUAAGAAGAAGAAGAAGAAGAAGAAGAAAAGGAAGGAGGAAAAAAGAGAGAAGAAAAGGUCCCAUAAUAAGAAGAUGAGUACUACUCAAGAGGAUGAAAAAAAGGAGUACAAAAAGUUGAUUGAAAAUUGGGUUCCUCUUCCGCUGCAAAUGGUUCCAACUGAUUUUGAAAAUGAAGAAUGGCUGGCUACAAAAAAUGAUUCCAAUGAUCCAACCAAACAUGUCAGCAGUAGUAGUAGCAGCACUGCAGACAUCAAACAAGGAAUCCAACCACUUGCCUAUUUUUUGCCUCAUGCAGACAUCUAUGCUUUACCUUAUGUCUCACCUUUUUAACAAGAAACUAUAUAAUGUUGAAUCAGAUGGAAGAUUUCUUGGCAUCAAUUAGGCUAGGGUAAAUUGUUGAGGAUUGCAAAGACAAGGUAGGAUUAAUGAUCAAAUUC
Messenger RNA from Trifolium pratense (red clover), 620 nucleotides. Its product is annotated as rho GTPase-activating protein gacO-like. The record is from RefSeq and is a predicted model, not a curated record. Bases 1 to 513 code for a protein of 170 amino acids. Lineage: Eukaryota; Viridiplantae; Streptophyta; Magnoliopsida; Fabales; Fabaceae. The transcript has 2 exons.